AUGGCUCUCCACCAGAGCUUGCCAGCGUGCGAUGACAAGUGCUGUCCUCAUGGAUUCGUCUGUGUCAGUGGGCCGGAUGAACGGGGCUCGACUUGCCAGUUGGAUCCUGAUCAAAAUGCAUAUACCACUCUGAUGCCCAAGAAAUCUGGAGUUCUGGAAGACUUGGCCGUUUCGGUGACAUUCCCUGUCCAGAAACCGAAGUCAACGCUGGCGUCGUCUGGCUCUGUGUCGGCAACCCCAUCCGCGGAGGGCACCAUCACAGAACAAAGCAACCUCCCUUCUUCAGAGCCUGCUGUUGAAAGCAGCAGUACAUUGUCAACGGCUCCUGCGGGAGAGCCUACCUCGGAUCCCAGUAAUUUAGGAGAAGAGCCACCCGAAAACUCUGGAAGCUCCAAGACCGCUGUAGUCAUCGCCUGCGCGUUUAUGGGAGCAGCUGUCUUCGCGUUGGCCAUUCUCUUCUACUAUUGCUGUGUCAGAAAACGAGGCCGGUACUCACGCCGAGGGCCGACUCCCCCACCAAAGCCCGAUUCACACUUCAUGUCAUCAAAGUCCACGUCUUACACCUCGGUGGCCGAGAUCGACGGCAAAACCUGCCUAGCUGAACUCGCGGCCCACCCCUGGAACUACCCCGAAGUACCAGGCGAAUUGCUGCCAAAUGGCUUUCCCUUUAUACCCACACCUGAAGGACGCGCCGAGCUGCCGGACACGCCCGUCUUGAAGCCCGCCUCGGUGGUGCCUUUGAGUGUGUGGAACAAGCGAGAUGUAGGGAGGUACGAACGACCAAAGUCACACAGAGGUCAGCUUGACAGUCCUUGA
This is a messenger RNA of Verticillium alfalfae VaMs.102, 816 nucleotides long. RefSeq lists its product as hypothetical. NCBI's taxonomy places the organism in Eukaryota, Fungi, Ascomycota, Sordariomycetes, Glomerellales, Plectosphaerellaceae. The coding region runs from base 1 to 816 and encodes 271 amino acids. The record is from RefSeq and is a predicted model, not a curated record. The transcript has a single exon.